AUGAAGCUUCUGCUUACUCUUCUCGUGUUUUUACAUCCUUUGUUCCCAGGCGUGGUGGCCGGAGAGAGCCAGAGCCGAAAGCUGCCUGCGGACCUCCAAGUCGACCUCAUCUUCCCCCACGCGAACGAGACAUACGCGCCCACGCAAUGGUUUCCCGUCAUCUUCGGCGUGACGAACCUCGAAGCCGUCUGGCCGCUCUACCUCUACGUGGACAUCGAAAUCUUCAGCAUGGCCUGGAGGAUCAACGACACGGGCUCCUCGUCGUGGCAGGACGUCGCCCCGCGAAUCAACCGCGCCCUCCUGCAGCAGACCUUUAAGACGGACACGCCCGGCCGGCACUUCUCCCACACGCCCCUGGUCAACAUGACCAACGGCACGACGGACCAGUUCGCCAUAAGAUGGGCGCUGGUCCUCCGGCCCCGGUGCUUCGACAACAACAGCACCGUCGACGAGAGGGGCUGGUCGAACGGGCCUGCGGGCGGCGGCAACCGCGUCGUCAGGUUUGACACGGCACCCGGCGCCGAGUCGCCUGACAUAGAGGCUGCUUUGAGUGACUGUCGAGAGCCCGACGAAGAGAACUCUGUGGCUGUGCGCGUUACCGACGUCAAGAAUCCGAGCGGACUGCUGGACGCGGACGGGCGGCAACAGAUGUGCCCAGUGUUCCAAACAGGAAUCGAGACGGACGGGUGUGCGUAUAAGCAAUUCGCGAGAGAACUUGCCGCAAACGUCUCUACCAAGAUGCUGGGCGAGAUGGGAUGUGAAGAUGGAGUCUGGCAGGAUAUCACGGCGCCGUGCCCGAAAAAGGAGAGUAUCGCUUCGUCUCGGAGACUGAAAACUGGUAUCCAACGGGCACUCCUUGCACUGGUGUUGACUACAUACCUAGCUUAG
Molecule: messenger RNA, 888 nt
Organism: Colletotrichum karsti
Lineage: Eukaryota; Fungi; Ascomycota; Sordariomycetes; Glomerellales; Glomerellaceae
Exons: 1
Coding region: 1-888 (295 amino acids)
Source: RefSeq, a predicted model, not a curated record